Messenger RNA from Rosa chinensis, 1297 nucleotides. RefSeq lists its product as uncharacterized. Gene Ontology annotation, molecular function: DNA binding; protein dimerization activity. NCBI's taxonomy places the organism in Eukaryota, Viridiplantae, Streptophyta, Magnoliopsida, Rosales, Rosaceae. The coding region runs from base 567 to 1259 and encodes 230 amino acids. The transcript has 2 exons. The record is from RefSeq and is a predicted model, not a curated record.
GAUUAUAUUCCUUUGCAAUCAGAAGCCGCCAGGGCCAGGGCCUACGCCGAUUGCUCAUACCUCCUCCUUCGAGAAAAGUUUGCCCCUCUAGGCAAAAUAUGACACAUGAUACAGGCAACCACAGCAAUACUGGCCCAACUUCACCACUAGAAUAGCUUGCUUACAGGCACUUGUCAGCUCGCAAUCUAAGACUCCUUCAAGGUUUCAUUUUUACUUCCUAAAUAAAGCUUAUUAGGCUCAGACGGCAAUGCAAUCUGACUAUUGCCGACAGGCUGACGUCAAUCCUAUCGGACCCAGAAGGUGGCAAAAUCCCAGUGACUUCAUCCCCCUACUUCAUGCCAUAACCCAAUAAUUGAACUCCGAGCAAGAAACAACGGUCUCUAUAAAUCAGAGGAUGCCAAUGGAACACUGCAUUCUUGUAUCCAGAAAGAGGUAACUGGGAGCAAGAAGCUAGCUGUAACUGCUUACCACUCGAAAGCUACAAGGUACUUGCAUAUAGCUAACUUGAAGAUAAAGUUCUUUCUCUGGUGGAUAUACAUUCAUAGUGCUAUAAACAAGAUCGAUAUAUGGCUCUUUCUCUUUUUCCUAUUAAUAGAAACAUGGAACUGUUACCCGAUCAGAGGAGGGCUCGUAAGAAGAUGUAUCGAGAUCGAAAGAUGAAUAUAUUUAAAAAGGGGGAGGAGCUUUCCAUACUUUGUGGUACCGAUGUCCUUGUGAUCCUGUUCCAACCAACUGACAAGGGUACUACUAGUCAGCCAGCUGCAGAGACUUGGCCUAAAGAUCCCACAGAAGUCGAACGCAUUAUCCGCAGAUACAAGGCAAAGCUUGCAGCCUCCACUCAUGCUUCAUCUCCUAGCACAAGCGUGCCGGAAAUCAAAGAUAAGUCUACUAGUACUCCUCCAUCUUCAUCUCCAUCUCCAUCUCCAUCUCGAAGUGUACCAGAGAAGAGAAAAUACAUGAACUUAGAUUUGUCUUUGUCCGGUUCUUAUGAUUCCCAAACGAAAAAGUUGAAAGAGGACGAGGGGAAGAAGAAGUUGCAUGCUUGGGAUGAUGAUGAGAAUAUAAAUUCACAAGAGGCCGGCAUGGAGAUGCAGCUCAAGUAUCCAACAAUCUGGGAUCAUGCUGAAAGAGAAAAUUUAUACGACGACGGGGAAUUGAUGAUUGGAUAUGAUGAUCAUCAAGCAAAACUUGCUUCAUUGGAAGCUAAGCAAAAAGCUAUAACAAAAAGAAUUGCUUCAUUGGAGGCAACUCAUGCUUAAUUUUUUUAAGGAGGACUGGAUGUUUUAAUUCAAAUGCA